UCCACUCACUCAAUGUCAGUCCCAUCCUUAUCACCUCUCUCUCUCUAGUCUUUCCUACAAGCUAGUGCUCUCUAGGCUCUAGCUAAUUAGAUAUAGACCUGUGGCUAGCUAGGCCAAGGACACAUAUAUAUCCAGCUAGCCGGCCAGCUUAUCUGCUUGUUCACCGCCGCCGGCCGGCCGGCGACAAGCUAGCUAGCUUGAUCAGCGACAGCAAGCGUGGAUCACCCGAGCGGAGGCGGAAGCGCUCGUCGUCGUCGUCGCGGUUCGUCUCCUCCUAGCCCUCUUCCUCUGCCGCCGCCUCCGGAGCGACGACGACGAGGUGACGACGGCGGUGGCGAGUACUAUUACCAUGGCGAGGCGCCGGAGGUCGUCGGAGAGGCGGCACAGGGUGGCGGCGGCAGAAGGAGGAGCUGCGCGGAGCACGAGCUGGACGUCAUGGUGGCGGCGCUCACGCACGUCAUCAGCUCCGGGCGGGAGCCGCUGGCAGCGGCGGCCGGCGCCGUGUUUGAAGGAGCCGUGUCCAGGCAGCAAGUGACGACGUGCCAGCAGUUCUACAGUGUUGCUGCUCCUCCUCUGAUGGCUCGUCCGGCAUCGGUGGCGGCGUCGACGGCAUCGGAGGAGCAACGAGCAGAGGAGCAGCAUGCAGAGACGCCACGGUACCGUGGGGUGCGGCGGCGGCCAUGGGGGAAGUGGGCCGCGGAGAUCCGGGACCCGGUGAAGGCGGCGCGCGUGUGGCUGGGCACUUUCUCAACCGCCGAGGAUGCCGCCCGCGCCUACGACACCGCCGCGCUCCGCUUCAAGGGCCCCGACAAGGCCAAGCUCAACUUCCCCUUAUCAUCACAGCCCCUCGCCGGCGUCUCCAGCCACGUGGCGCCACCGCCGCGGAGACGACCAGCAGCUGCCUCCAUUGACGAUGUUGCUUCUGGUCCUAGUGGUCAGGAGGAGUUGUCGUGCUUCUUCCCGGACAUCGGCCGGUACGCGCACAUACUACAGAGCGGCGGUGGCGACGACGACGUCCUGCGAGACGUCCAUCAACACGUCAUCGUCGGUGCCGGCAGCGGGUCGGCGCCGCCUGGACACUACUCGGAAGAGGAGGAGCAUCGGCCGCCAUCGACAUGGCGGGAGAAAAGCGCGGGGCCAUAGCUAGCAUAGCGUUGUCAACUUGUAAAUGUGUGCAUUUUACACUAACAGAAGUUAACUGGUACUCCCAUUGUGCUCUCGUUUUCUUUCAAUGGUGAAUUUAAAAUUUAGUCCCGAUAUCUUUCAACCUUCAGCGCCCAUUUCUAUUGAAGUUUCUUUUUCCCA
Brachypodium distachyon (stiff brome) is the source of this 1305-nucleotide messenger RNA. RefSeq names its product ethylene-responsive transcription factor ERF110. The transcript has 2 exons. NCBI's taxonomy places the organism in Eukaryota, Viridiplantae, Streptophyta, Magnoliopsida, Poales, Poaceae. Gene Ontology annotation, biological process: ethylene-activated signaling pathway; regulation of DNA-templated transcription. Gene Ontology annotation, molecular function: DNA-binding transcription factor activity; DNA binding. Bases 436 to 1143 code for a protein of 235 amino acids. The record is from RefSeq and is a predicted model, not a curated record.